Lepisosteus oculatus (spotted gar) is the source of this 1509-nucleotide messenger RNA. It is a transcript of the gene mettl2a, whose product is annotated as methyltransferase 2A, methylcytidine. Lineage: Eukaryota; Metazoa; Chordata; Actinopteri; Semionotiformes; Lepisosteidae. The record is from RefSeq and is a predicted model, not a curated record. Gene Ontology annotation, molecular function: tRNA (cytidine-N3)-methyltransferase activity.
CGCUGUCGCUUCCUAGUUCCGGAAGCCGGACCAUCAUGGCGGCUCUGGGAGACGUUGAAUUGUGUUCUGGUGGUUCCAAGUCGGUGUUGAGUCCGACAAAUCUUUCUGGGGACUGGAAGAGGCCGCAGUUCGGAACACGGUACCUGACUGAUCCCAGUCGAGUUUUCCAGCACAACGCCUGGGAUAACGUGGAGUGGACAGAGCAACAGGAAGAGACCGCUAAACAGAAGGUCCUGGAGAACAGCCAGCCACUUCCCCCAGAGGAGCAAGCAGAGGAUUAUGAAAGCUGUGCAAAUGAAUACUGGAAUGAUUUCUACAAGAUCCACGAGAACCGCUUCUUCAAGGACCGCCACUGGCUCUUUACAGAAUUCCCUGAAUUGGCUCCGAAACAAGCACAGUGUUCCCACACAACAGAGAACUGCCCACAACAGGACUGUUCAGGCCUGUUGACAGGCACUCAAGUACAGUGCCAAGGUGGAAGAUCCCUACCAAAGACCUUUAUCCACUGUCAUCCUGUAAGGUGCCAGUCUAACUGUGAACAGAGCUCCUCUGAUUGUGCUUCCAUGAACCUGAAUAGCAGCGAUUUCCCAGGGUCAUCUGCCACUUUCCGUAUUUUGGAGGUUGGCUGUGGCGUAGGAAAUACAGUAUUUCCCAUUUUAAAGACAAACACUGACCCUGGGCUGUUCGUGUAUUGCUGUGAUUUUUCCACUACUGCUGUGGAGCUGGUUAAGGCUAAUGAGGAGUACAACCCCACACGCUGCCUCGCCUUCGUGCAUGACCUGUGUGAUGAGGCUGCCAGGUUCCCCAUGCCAAAAGAGAGUCUGGAUAUCAUUGUACUCAUUUUCGUUCUGUCUGCAGUUCACCCUGACAAAAUGCAGAAGUCCAUAUCCAGACUCUGUGAACUUCUAAAGCCAGGAGGAAUGAUCAUGUUGCGGGACUAUGGGCGAUACGAUAUGGCUCAACUACGCUUCAAGAAAGGAAGGUGUUUGUCUGAUAACUUCUAUGUCAGAGGAGAUGGAACUCGAGUGUACUUCUUCACACAAGAUGAGCUGGAUGCUAUUUUCACCAGUGCAGGGUUGGAGAAAGUGCAGAACCUGGUGGACCGCCGCUUGCAAGUCAACCGUGGCAAACAGCUGACCAUGUACCGUGUCUGGAUCCAGUGCAAAUACUCCAAGCCAUCGCCAUUGAAUAAUGGCACUCAGGGCUAAGCAGUGAGGUCAGGUUGACUGGAAUAGCUGGAUUAGAACUGGGCCUGUACUAUGGGGAUAGUAUAUGGGGAAUGUUUUCACAACGUUGCUGUUCUUGUACACUGAUGCCUUUACUUUAGGCACAAGGUGCUGUUUCUGAAUUAGGGUAUAAAAAAGUUGCUUUUAAGUUCAUGGAGUCAAUUAUUUAUCCUUUGGAACAAACUGUCUGUCUCUUGCAAAACAACAGAUGCUUUUUAAAAUGUUCAAGUAGGUAGCCAUGACAGUAUGCGUAAGCUGCAAAGGAACAUGUAAAGCUUUAUUG